This is a messenger RNA of Dermacentor silvarum, 694 nucleotides long. RefSeq lists its product as uncharacterized. The transcript has 4 exons. The coding region runs from base 14 to 694 and encodes 226 amino acids. The record is from RefSeq and is a predicted model, not a curated record. NCBI's taxonomy places the organism in Eukaryota, Metazoa, Arthropoda, Arachnida, Ixodida, Ixodidae.
CCUGCUCGCGGAGAUGGGCGUCAAGGACACCGCGUCUCUGUGCAACACCUUGCAAGCACCAAGCAACGUGCAAGGAGCCCGGUGCCAGACGGCGGUUGCAUCGAGGGGCACCAGACGCCUGCUGAUAUACCGUUCGCAGCAGCCGAUUACACCUGGUGUCAAAACUGGCGUGAGCCCGAAUCGCCAGGUCGUCGAGUAUGGCGACGUGUCUUCUCCCGAGUACAGCCUUUGCGUCCUGUGUUCCAGACCGCUCAUCCACCCGCGUGACACGCUGCCGUGUGUGUUGGCGAUGCUGAACUCCAUCACGGCUGAGGUCAACAUUGACACGGACCGAAUGUCAACAACCAAGCAGCUGCCUUUGGAGGCUACACGCGAGGCUGUUUCCACACUGCCAUCACCGACAGAGGGCCAGGAGGCGGCUGCAGGCAGCGGCCCCAUUUGCUCCGAAGCCAUUGCGUGCAGCGAACGACAGACUGGCGUCUACCGGGACAUUGUUCAAAGAGCCAUACAGGGUUCGACCCGCCCAGAGCAGCCCGAAAUACCGCGGUGCACGCACGGAAUGGCGCACAAUGACGUCAGGAUGCGCCCGUCAUCUCGUGCAGUACCGCACAUGGGCCGGCUGUCUUCACGGGAUGCACCCUGUCUCGGCUGUUGUGGCAGGACAGCCCCAGCCUUUGCAGGGGACAUACUGUGA